Molecule: messenger RNA, 1065 nt
Organism: Peronospora farinosa
Lineage: Eukaryota; Oomycota; Peronosporomycetes; Peronosporales; Peronosporaceae
Source: the annotation of a GenBank genome assembly
AUGGAGCUCCAUGUACGUGCGUGUUCAGCGCGUAACUUGCUGGACAAACAGACUUUUGGCAAACAAGAUCCUUAUUGUAAACUCACGCUACGUGAUCGAAGUACUAGAACACGAGUACAUGACAAUGGACACAAGACGCCCGUGUGGAAUGAAGUUUUUGUCUUUUCGGUCGUGGAUCCACAGCUCGACCAGCUCGUUGUCGAAGUAAAAGACAAGAACUUUACGGCUAGCACCCUUAUAGGUGACUGUCGUCUACCCGUGAGCAUGUUUCUCAAUGGUAGUGUUACGGACCAAUGGUACGCACUUAAUAAUGGCUCCAAGUCUGCAGGGGAGAUCAAUCUGCGCGUGCAAUUUAAGAGCCCAAAUAUGCAGCACACGGCGGCAGCUUCUGUGGCUUCCGUUAAGAAGGCGUCUGAACGAUUCGUGGCCCAGGCCCAGGCCUACCCGUAUCCGCAGCAGUCGAGCAACCCAAACUCGCAGCAGUACCCGGUCCCUGGUGCCUAUGCCUAUCCGGCGUCGGCCAGCGCUGCUGUGCCUGCCGCUUCAGCGCCUCAGCCGUACUCAUCUCAGCAGUACCCGACUCAGCAAUAUCCACCUCAGCAAUAUCCACCUCAGCAGUACCCGACUCAGCAGUACCCGACUCAGCAGUACCCGCCUCAGCAGUACCCGCCUCAGCAGUACCCGCCUCAGCAGUACCCACCUCAGCAAUACCCGCCUCAGCAAUGCCCGUCUCAGCAGUACCCGCCACAGCAAUCACCCCAGCCGUACUACCAGCAGCAACCUCCUCCUCCCCCAUAUUCACAACCUCCCCCGGCGUACGGCUACCCGUCUCUGCCUCCAGCUAAUGUGGCAUACGCAGCUGGACCUCCGGUGAUGGUUGUACCGGAAGGACCUCCAUACGGAUACCGUAAGGAUUACGAUUCUCGAGGUGGUAGUGGCUUCGGUGGCUUUGGGGGUGGUAACCGUGGGGGUGGCAUGAGCACCGGACAGAUGGCUAUGGGUGUUGGUGCUGGUGUUCUUGGUGGUAUGCUGCUAGGUGAAGCUCUUGAUGACGUGUUUGAUUAA